This is a messenger RNA of Salvia splendens (bonfire salvia), 2120 nucleotides long. Its product is annotated as F-box protein SKIP14. Gene Ontology annotation, molecular function: protein binding. Gene Ontology annotation, cellular component: cytoplasm. Bases 406 to 1683 code for a protein of 425 amino acids. The record is from RefSeq and is a predicted model, not a curated record. Lineage: Eukaryota; Viridiplantae; Streptophyta; Magnoliopsida; Lamiales; Lamiaceae. The transcript has 3 exons.
UAUGCCGAAACACUACAUUUAGGGGAGGGUAAAGGUAUAUAUCCUUUCAGUUUUUUCGGCUAUUUCUCUCUCCCGCCGCCACUUCCCACCCGCAACAACCGCGGAAAACCAAUUUUCGCCCACACACGUGUCGGCCGCUACCCCUUCUACCUAAAACUGCACCUUCACUCCCCCAUUUUCCCCUCCUCCAAGUAAAUUUCCUUUUCUUCCCACUAUUCAAUAUCCUUUUUUUUUCUAAUUUUUUUUUGCAAAUCCCCCUAUCAAUUCAUUUUAUCCCUGUUUAUGCUAAAGGUUUCAUCUUGAACCCCAAUUGAAGGACCCCGUAUCUCUCUGUGGUAUAAAAAAAAGGAUAAUAGAAAAGAGAAAGGUUUUUGGGUUUUGAAGAAAUAGAUCAGAAAUAUUGAAAUGGCCUUCAACUUCAGCUGUGAGAGGGACAUAUUUGAUUGCAGCUCAUCGGAACCAGUCUCAAUGGACAUUGUUGACCGUUUGCCAUCUGAUCCUUUUGGGAUGGAUAUAGAAACUACUUUCACCGCCAUCACUGGGUGGUUGGAGGACUUGAAGGUUGAUUAUGGUGGUUUCAUGAGUAAUGGCAUGUCCUCUCAAGAAGGUUACCAUUCAUCUGUUGGAUGGAAUAUAAUUUGGAAUAAUUCUAUUCACUUCGAAUCACUUCCACGCACUAUUCAGUUGAAUGAGAGACUGAGUGCGGGCAUGCAGGAUUACAUACCCAACGGCUUUCAGUUUGACCACGAUCUUGAUGCAGCUCUUACAUUGAGUACAUAUGAGAACAUUGGCUUCAGCAAUGGGGGUGCUAGCUGCAGUCAUGAGAUGGGAUCCGGAAGGGAAGUUGAGGGUGCAUCUGAAUUUGAAGGAGCACCCCACGAAGCUUUUAAUUAUGUUCUUAGCUAUCUGGGAGUGAAGGACCUUUUGUCUAUAGAAAGGUCUUGCAGUUACUUGUCGUCUGUUGUCCGAGGGGAUCCCUUGUUUUGGAGGACUAUCCAUAUUGACCAGCCUCUAAAUGAAAGGAUCACAGAUGAUGUUCUCAUGCAAUUGGCUGGUAGGGCUCAGGGUAAGCUUGAAAGUUUGAGUUUAGUGGAGUGCCCUAAAAUCACUAAUGAUGGUUUGAGGCGAGUGCUUGAAGAAAAUCGACGAUUAACUAAGUUGUCUGUUCCUGGAUGUACAAGGAUUAGUAUAGAUAGCAUAGUGAAUUGUAUCAAAGCCUACAACUGCAAUAAUGAAUUUGGAGGUAUAAAACAAGUGAGAAUUGGUGGCCUCUAUGGUGUGAGCCAUGAGCAUUUCGAAGAGUUGAACUCAUUAAUGGGUUCCAUGGACAAGAAGUUUGAAACUGCGCACAAGCCACAUUUCUAUCACCGAGGGAACUUUUAUCUUCCACAUGAUGAUGAUCGAACAAUCGAUAUUGAAAUGUGUUUGAAAUGCGAGAAGUUCAGAUUGGUUUACGAUUGUCCAAGUGAAGGCUGUAGGGCUAAAGAUAAGUCACCUGAGGUUUGCAAAGCUUGCACUCUUUGCAUAGGAAGGUGUGCUCAGUGCGGCCGGUGUAUUAAUGAUACUGAAUUUGAGGAGACGUUCUGCCUAGAAUUGCUAUGUUCGGACUGUUUUAAGCAGCUGCCCUCGUACCAAGACAAGCUUGACGAGGAAGACAACUUUAUGGAGCUUGAUGUUGUGUAAGUUGUCACUUCAUCUUCCAUUAGUAUGUGGUUUUUAAAUCUAGGAGCAAGAUGAUACGGGGUAGUCCGAUUCAAUUGUUGGAUGCUUUACUGCAGAGAGGAUGGUGAUCUUGUUGGGGUGAGUUGGAUGCUCUACGGGAGAGGGGAUGAUGGUCUUGUUGGGGUUUCUAGCUUUUUCAGUAUUGGUACUAAAAACAGAAGCCAAAUGGGGGAGGAUAAAAAAGAAAAAAAGGCAUAAAGAGUAUAAACUCUUGAAAUAAUAGAAGUGUGAAAAACUAGAGACUGAAUCUGUUGACAUGGAGAAUUGCAUUGGAAGCUAAUGUUUAGUUGUUAAACUUUUCACUAUGUGGAAAGCAUUCUAUAUAAUAUUGUUAAUGGUCUUUUACUGUAAAACUCUAGAUUUUAUGCAUAUACCAACUGUUGCAGUUGUUUGAUGUA